Molecule: messenger RNA, 3192 nt
Organism: Trichechus manatus latirostris (Florida manatee)
Lineage: Eukaryota; Metazoa; Chordata; Mammalia; Sirenia; Trichechidae
Gene: MYO1C
Product: myosin IC
Exons: 32
Coding region: 1-3192 (1063 amino acids)
Biological process (GO): vesicle transport along actin filament; actin filament organization
Cellular component (GO): microvillus; cytoplasm; myosin complex
Molecular function (GO): microfilament motor activity; ATP binding; actin filament binding
Source: RefSeq, a predicted model, not a curated record
AUGGCACUGCAAGUGGAGCUGAUACCAACCGGGGAGAUCAUCCGUGUGGUUCAUCCCCACAGGCCCUGCAAGCUCGCCCUGGGCAGUGACGGGGUGCGGGUGACCAUGGAGAGUGCACUGACCGCCCGUGACCGGGUUGGGGUACAGGAUUUUGUGCUGCUGGAGAACUUCACCAGUGAGGCGGCCUUCAUCGAGAACCUGCGGCGGCGGUUCCGGGAAAACCUCAUUUAUACCUACAUUGGCCCCGUCCUGGUCUCCGUCAACCCCUACCGGGACCUACAGAUCUACAGCCGGCAGCACAUGGAGCGUUACCGUGGUGUCAGCUUCUAUGAAGUGCCCCCCCACCUGUUCGCAGUGGCAGACACUGUGUACCGGGCACUGCGCACAGAACGCCGGGACCAGGCCGUGAUGAUCUCUGGGGAGAGUGGGGCAGGCAAGACGGAGGCCACCAAGAAGCUGCUGCAGUUCUAUGCGGAGACCUGCCCAGCCCCCGCACGGGGGGGUGCUGUGCGUGACCGGCUGCUGCAGAGCAACCCUGUGCUGGAGGCCUUUGGAAAUGCCAAGACCCUGCGGAAUGAUAACUCCAGCCGCUUUGGGAAAUACAUGGACGUGCAGUUUGACUUCAAGGGUGCCCCCGUGGGUGGCCAUAUCCUCAGUUACCUCCUGGAGAAGUCCCGGGUGGUGCACCAGAAUCACGGUGAGAGGAACUUCCACAUCUUCUACCAGCUGUUGGAGGGGGGCGAAGAGGAGACGCUACGCAGGCUGGGCUUGGAGCGGAACCCCCAGAGCUACUUGUACCUGGUGAAAGGCCAGUGUGCCAAAGUCUCCUCCAUCAAUGACAAGAGUGACUGGAAGGUGGUCAGGAAGGCUCUGAACGUCAUCGACUUCACUGAGGAUGAAGUGGAGGACCUACUGAGCAUCGUGGCCAGUGUCCUGCAUUUGGGCAACAUCCACUUUGCUGCCAAUGAGGAGAGCAAUGCCCAGGUCACCACUGAGAACCAGCUCAAGUAUCUGAUCAGGCUCCUUGGUGUGGAAGGCUCGACGUUGCGGGAAGCCUUGACACAUAGGAAGAUCAUCGCCAAAGGAGAAGAGCUCCUGAGCCCACUGAACCUGGAACAGGCCGCAUACGCGCGAGAUGCUCUUGCCAAGGCUGUAUACAGUCGCACUUUCACCUGGCUGGUUGCGAAAAUCAACAGGUCACUGGCCUCCAAGGACACUGAGAGCCCCAGCUGGCGGAGCACCACAGUCCUUGGGCUCCUGGACAUUUAUGGCUUUGAGGUGUUUCAGCACAACAGCUUUGAACAAUUCUGCAUCAAUUACUGCAACGAGAAGCUGCAGCAGCUCUUCAUCGAGCUCACCCUCAAGUCCGAACAGGAGGAAUAUGAGGCUGAGGGCAUUGCGUGGGAGCCUGUCCAGUAUUUCAACAAUAAGAUCAUUUGUGACUUGGUGGAGGAGAAGUUCAAGGGCAUCAUCUCCAUUUUGGAUGAGGAGUGUCUGCGCCCUGGGGAGGCCACGGAUCUGACCUUCCUGGAGAAGCUGGAGGACACCAUCAAGCACCAUCCACACUUCUUGACGCACAAGAUGGCCGACCAGCGGACCAGGAAAUCUCUGGGCCGCGGCGAGUUCCGCCUUCUGCAUUAUGCUGGGGAGGUGACCUACAGCGUGACUGGGUUUCUGGAUAAGAACAACGACCUUCUCUUCCGGAACCUGAAGGAGACCAUGUGCAGCUCGGAGAAUCCCAUUAUGAGCCAGUGCUUCGACCGGAGUGAACUCAGUGACAAGAAGCGGCCAGAGACGGUUGCCACCCAGUUCAGGAUGAGCCUCCUGCAGCUGGUGGAGAUCCUAAAGUCCAAGGAGCCCGCCUACAUCCGCUGCAUCAAGCCCAAUGAUGCCAAGCAGCCCGGCCGCUUUGACGAGGUCCUGAUCCGGCACCAAGUGAAGUACCUGGGGCUGAUGGAGAACCUGCGCGUGCGCAGAGCCGGCUUUGCCUAUCGUCGCAAAUACGAGGUUUUCCUGCAGAGGUACAAGUCGCUUUGCCCAGAGACAUGGCCCACAUGGGCAGGGCGGCCCCAGGAUGGGGUGGCUGUGCUGGUCAGACACCUCGGCUACAAGCCAGAGGAGUACAAGAUGGGCCGGACCAAGAUCUUCAUCCGCUUCCCAAAGACCCUGUUUGCCACAGAGGAUGCCCUGGAGGUCCGGCGGCAGAGCCUGGCCACGAAAAUCCAGGCUGCCUGGAGGGGCUUUCACUGGCGGCAGAAAUUCCUCCUGGUGAAGAGAUCAGCUACCUGCAUCCAGUCGUGGUGGCGUGGAACGCUGGGUCGGAGGAAGGCAGCCAAGCGGAAGUGGGCAGCAGAGACAAUCCGGCGGCUCAUUCGUGGCUUCAUCCUGCGCCAUGCACCCCAUUGCCCCGAGAAUGCCUUCUUCCUGGACCAUGUGCGUACCUCUUUUUUGCUCAACCUGCGGCGGCAGCUGCCCCGGAACAUCCUGGACACCUCCUGGCCCACGCCCCCACCUGCCCUGCAUGAGGCCUCGGAGCUUCUACGGGAGUUGUGCAUGAAGAACAUGGUAUGGAAAUACUGUAGGAGUAUCAGCCCUGAGUGGAAGCAGCAGCUGCAGCAAAAGGCCGUGGCCAGUGAGAUCUUCAAGGGCAAAAAGGAUAAUUACCCCCAAAGUGUCCCGAGGCUCUUCAUCAGCACACGGCUCGGUACAGAUGAGAUCAGCCCCAAAGUGCUGCAGGCCCUAGGCUCUGAGCCCAUCCAGUAUGCAGUGCCUGUAGUGAAAUAUGACCGCAAGGGCUACAAGCCUCGCCCCCGGCAGCUGCUGCUGACACCCAGUGCCGUGGUCAUCGUGGAGGAUGCCAAAGUCAAGCAGAGGAUCGAUUACGCCAACCUGACCGGGAUCUCCGUCAGCAGCCUGAGCGACAGCCUCUUUGUGCUUCAUGUACAGCGUGAGGACAAUAAGCAGAAGGGGGACGUGGUGCUGCAGAGUGACCAUGUGAUUGAGACACUGACUAAGACGGCCCUCAGUGCCGACCGUGUGAACAACAUCAACAUCAACCAGGGCAGCAUCACAUUUGCAGGGGGCCCCGGCAGGGAUGGCAUUAUCGACUUCACACCCGGCUCGGAGCUGCUCAUCACCAAGGCCAAGAACGGGCACCUGGCUGUGGUGGCCCCACGACUGAAUUCUCGGUGA